This is a messenger RNA of Chlamydomonas reinhardtii, 9269 nucleotides long. RefSeq lists its product as uncharacterized. The transcript has 13 exons. Gene Ontology annotation, cellular component: protein phosphatase type 1 complex. NCBI's taxonomy places the organism in Eukaryota, Viridiplantae, Chlorophyta, Chlorophyceae, Chlamydomonadales, Chlamydomonadaceae. The record is from RefSeq and is a predicted model, not a curated record. Bases 90 to 8921 code for a protein of 2943 amino acids. Gene Ontology annotation, molecular function: protein phosphatase 1 binding.
GUCCUUGAGCAACAAAGUAAGGCCUCUGGUUUUCGCGCAUAAACGUUGCGGCGGCGAGCGAGAGCAAAAUUGGAGCCCGCAAGCCCGACAUGGAACAAACGAUCGAUAUAAGCUUUUUGGGAGAGAAAGACCCUUGCGCGUGCCGGGUGGUCCAGCCUUCGGAUGGCAGUGCGGCGCCAUCGCUGCCGGCGGGGCCGCUCACGGUGAAGUCCAGCUGGAGCACCAAGCCCGUGGCACCUCUGGUUGUCCUGCAUCUCGCAAACAAUGGCAAGGAGCCACAGCUGCGAGUGCUACCGCCCGCAUCGGACGAGGCACCCGCCGGGGCCGGGGCGGGUGCAAGCGGGAAGGGCGGCAAGCGGAAAACUGCGGCUCAGAGGCGGCCUCAGGAGUUGUACAAGGAGCAGCACACCGCCUGUUGCGAGUCCCGAUCAGCGCUGCUCGUGCCCACACGAUUGGAAACCCCCGCCGCCACUCCUGCCGCCAAUGGAGCCGACGGUGACGCGGACGGCGCGGAGGGCGGGGAGGGCACGCCGGGGAAAGGCCGGCGCGGCGCUAACCGGCGGCGCAAGUCCGCCGCCGGCGACGGCGCCACGCCAGUCGAGCUGUUCCUGGCCCCGCUGGUUCUGCCCAGCACCGAUGCAGCGCCCGCCGCCGCCGCCGCGGCCGCUGCUGAGGCUGCUGCUGCUGCAGCUGCUGAGGCAGCGGGCGGCAAGGCGGGCAAAGCCGGAAAGAAGGCUAGAGCCGCCGCGGCCGCGGCAACAGCCGCGGCAUCGGCAGCUGCACCGGAUGCUGCGGUGGCGGCGGAGCGGCUGGCGAUGUGGGGCUACGCGUUGGCUCCGGGCGCGGCGGCGGCGGCACACCGGGCGCUAGCGGAGCGGCGGCUGGCGGUGGUUGCCAGCCUGGAUAAUGACGGGCCGCUGGUGGUGACGCACGACCUCAACACACUGGGGCGGGAGCUGGAGGCGGCCGCCAAGGCCAGGGCGCAGCGCGAGCGUGAACUUGCUGAAGCGAGCGCAGCCGCCGCCGCAGCCGCCGCCGACGGGGGUGCCGCCGCGGGCGCUGCGGUCUUGCCCGCGGCUGGCACUCCACGCGGCGCCAAGCGACAGAAGGUAGAUCCCGUGGCGGCGCGGCGGGCGGCGCUGGUGGCGGCGGUGGCGGCGGCGGAGGCGCGCGAGCGGCGACUGGCGGCGGAGGUGGAGCUGCUUCGUUCGUACGUGGCGGGCGACAAAGUGAUGUCGUACGGCGGCAAGAAGUACAAGGCCAGGAAGGAGAAGGGCCUGCGUGCGGACGGCUCGGCUGCCAAGCGGCGGGUGGUGCGCAUCCCCAUCCCGCUUCCCUCCGGCGCGGCGACUGGAGAGGGGAGGGCGGAGGCGGACGAAGAGGCGGGCGGCCUGCUGGCCCUGACGCAGGAGGACCCGGACGCCGACGGCGAGACCGGCGCGCUGCUGGUGCGUGUGCGGCCGCACUGGGCGGCGCUAAGAGACACGCUGGCGGGCCGGCCGCGGCGGCAGCUCGAGCCGGAGGCGGUGGCGGCGGCGGCCGCGCGCGCCAGGGCAGCGGAGGCCAAGGCGGCGGCGGCGGCGGCAGCGGCAGCUAACGGGGCGGCGGAGGGUGGCGCAGAAGGCGAGGAGACGCCGGGCGGCGGCGGCGGCCGGAGGAAGGCCGGGCGCAAGCGGGGCAAGCCUGAACCCGAGCCGGAGGCCGAGGCAGACGAGCUGCAGCAGCCUGGCAGUGGAGGUAGAGAGCAGGGAGCUGCUGGGGGCGGCGAGGGGGGCGGCGAGGGGGCCGGCGAGGGGGGCGGCGAGGAGCCGCAGGAGCGGGCGUUUGACUUCGUGCCCUGGAUCAGCGUCAAGCGCAGCAUGGACUGGGCGCUGGCCGUGUGGCAGAUCCUGGAUCCUGGAUUCGAGGUGAUCCCCCGCGACCGGAUCCUGACCCGCCUCCAUGGGGCCCGGGCGGCGGAGGGCGGCGGCGCCGGCACCGGCCGCCGCGGCCUGCCGCGCCUUGGGCCGCUGUCGCCCGCGCAACAGCAACAACGAGUUCUUUCGCAGCAACAGCAAAAGCGGAAGCAGGAAGCAGACGGGGAUGCGGAGAUGGCGGAGGCGGGCGGCGACGCUCGGCAAGGGGAGGCGGAGGCGGAGGGGGAUGGGGAGGCGGGGUACGGCGUGUGUGGUACGCCGCCGGCCGCUCUGACCGUCAUUCUGUCGGAGCACAAGCCGUACUGGGAGUUUAGCCUGCGGCCGUGCGUCAUGCAGCUGGUGCCUUGGCGCGGCGACGACGACGACGGCUCCGGCGCCGCCACCACCACCCCGGCGGGUAGCGGCAGCCCCAGGUCGCCGCUGCAUGAGGACGCAGAGCUUCGCCGCACCGCCACCGCCCUGGCCCACCUGCAUGACGAGAUCUUCGGCGCGGUGGAGUGGCGGGUGCUGCAACGGCGAGCCAAGCGGCUGCUGUCCGCGGCCACAACCCGGGUGCCGCAGGGGGCGGGGGGCGAGGAGGAGGGCGCAGCGAAGGCGGGGGCGGGGGCGGGGGCAGAGGAGGACCGGCCGGACCCGACCUCGGCGGCCGGGCUGCUCGUGCCGCUGCCUAGCGUGGCGGCAGCGCUGCAGGCUCGCGGGCACAUGGCGCUGGUGCGGCCGCCCCUCCCGGCCCGCGUGCCGCCCGCCCCCGCCGCCGGCACUUCGCCUGCGGCAGUUGCUGGUGCCGCCAGCCCCGCCGCCGCCGGUGGCGGCGCCAGGGCCGCACCCGCCGCCGCCGCCGGCGCAGGCCUGACAGGGCUCGGUGUUGGCGGCGCCGCCGCCGCAUCGUCUGCAGGCCUGUCGGCGGCGGCGACGGCCGCCGCCGCCGCCGCCGCCCGCAUUGCCGCCGCCAGCAGCGGCGCGGCGGCGUACGACAGCGCCGCCGCCGCCGCGGCCGCCGCCGCCGUGCUGACGCCGGCGCAGCGGCAGCAGCAGCAGCUGGCGACGGCGGCGCAGGCCAUCCUGACGCCGGCGACGGUUGGGGCGAUGAGUAAGCUGCUGCCGGCCGUACUGCCGCUCGUACAGACGCCGUACGGUCUGACUGUACGGCUUGCUAAGACCGUCAGCGAGGAGGUGCUCCCCGCCAUACGCACGCUGCUGGGGUUCGUGCUGCCGCACAUCGCGACCAACGCCCUGGCGUUGGUGCCCGGCAUGACCCCCGCGCUGGCCACAGAGCUGCAGGCGGCCCUCUCCUCCAUCUUCAUACUGCUAGACGAGGCAGACCGCUUCACCAUCACAGCCAACAAGGCGGCCCUGGCGGGCGCCGCCGCCGGCGUGGCGGCGGCGGCAGCUGCCGCCGCCAGUGCCAAGACCGGCGCUGGCGGCGCCGCCGCCGCCGGCGCUGCGGAAGGCCGCAGCGGCAAGGGCGCGGCGGCCAAGGGGUCGGAUGUCAAGGCGGGAGCCGCCAGCGGCUCCGCCGGGAACGGGGCCGGAGGCGCGGGUGGGAGUGGGAGCGGGAGCGGGAGUGCGAGUGGGAUUGCGGGCGUGGGCUCAGGCUCGCCCGCGGCUCCGGAGCUGCGGCACCAGUUUGAGGCGCUGACGGCGAAGGGCCGGGCGCUGGGCGUGUCAGCACGCAAGACGGUGGAGCGGUACGGGUUGGUGGUCGCCACAAAGGGAGCCCGGCCCCAGGCGGCGGCGGCUGCAGGAGCGGCCGCUGCUGCACAUGGCGCGGCGCCCAAACCGCCGGCCGGCACUUCCGCCGGCACUGCUGCGGCCGCUGCCGGCAAGCAGGCGGCCGCCAUGGCGCCCGCGGGCGCCGCUACUGCCAAGCCGGCUGGCCAGCUGCAGGCACAGCCGCAGGCGCCAGCGCCUGUUGCGGCGCCGGCUGCGGCCGCAGCAGCACCCAAGGGGGCUGCCAAGGCUGGAGCCAAAACUGUAGCUGCCGCACCGGCUCCUGUGUCUGGGCAGGGUGCUACCGCUGCUGCUGCGGCUCCUACCGCUGCCGCGGCCAAGACUGCAAGCAGUGACAGUAGCAGUAGCAGCGAAGACACCAGCAACAGUAGCAGCAGCGGCGGCGACACAAGCAGUAGCAGCAGCAGUGGCGAUAGCAGCAGUAGCAGCGACAAGAGCAGUAGCAGCGACGGUGGUUCGGACGCAGCUGCGGGCGAUGCCGCGGCUACGGCCACGGCCGCCGCUCCUGCUACAGCCGCUCCUGCUGCAGAACAUAAUGCCGACGCGCAAGGCAAGGAGGCUUCGGGCGAGACCGGCGGCACUUCAUCUUCGUCCUCGGACGAUAGCAGUAGCAGUGGCGACAGCAGUAGCAGCAGCGAUGAGGAGGAGAGGGAGGCAGGGGACUUGGAUGGGGACAAGGCCGAUGCAAUGCAGGUGGACGUCGCGCCGCCACCGGCCGGUGCUCCAGCUGCAGCGGCUGAGGACGCCGGUGCCGAAGCGGCCGGGAAGGGGUCCCCCUCAUCUACCACCAGCAGUAGCAGCAGUAGUGACGGCAGUAGCAGCAGCGGCGACAGUGAUGACAGCGACACCUCUUCCUCCUCCACGUCAGCGUCUUCUGCCUCGGGGGAUGACGACGAAGAGGAGGGCGAUCAGGCGGGAAGUGCAGGGCCUGGAGGCGGCAGUGGCGGCGGCGCUGGCGGGGCCAGCAAGCAAGCCGCCGCCGCGCCGCCCACCUCCGACUCAUCGUCUUCGUCUUCAUCCUCUGAUGACGAUGACAGCAGUAGCAGUGAGGACGAGAGCGACACGAGCGGAAGCCAAGCUCCUGACCCGGCCCCUGGUCGAGAGGCUGUGCGGGCGGUGGCGGAGGAUGAUGAUAAUGUGGUUGAGGCGGCGGCGGUGGGCCCCUCGGGAGGCGGACCGACCGCAGCGGGGCAAGGUGCUGUGGCGGCGGCGGCGGCGGCUCAUGCUGCAGCGGUGGCAGACGCGACUGACGUCGCCGCCGCGGCCGCCGCCGUGGCAGAGGCGGCGGCUGUGGCGGCGGCGGCGGGGCAGCUGGUGGGCCAGGAGGCGCAGGAGGGGGCGCAGGAGGGGGCGCAGGAGCGCCAGGAAAGGAGCAGGAGCAGUGGCACGAGCAGUGCUGGCUCUGACAGCAGCAGUGAGAGCAGCGAGAGCAGCGGAAGCAGCGAGAGAAGCGAGAGCGGCGGCAAGAGCGGGGAAGAGGAAGACAGCAGCAAUAGCAGUAGCAGCAGCAGUAGCAGUGAGGAGAGCUCGAGUGAGGAGAGCUCGAGUGAGAGCAAACAGUCCUCUCACCGCGGGUUCGGCUCGCCCAUUCCCUUCCCCGACCUUCUCGAUCGGACGCCGCUCCCUGCCGGGGCCCCUUCCGGGUCUGCCGCCACCGCAGCAGCAGCAGCAGGCGCAGCAGCAGCGCCGCAGCGGGCCGGUGUUGCGGCCCCUGGCGUCGUGCCGGACAGGGCGGGGGCAGCUGUAGCGGGUGCUGGGCAUAGUGGCGUCGAGGAGCUGCAGGAGGAGGAGGAGGAGGAGGAGGAGGACGAGGCACGGAAAGCAGAGGAGGCGGAGGCGGAGGAGGGGGAGAGCAGCAGCAGCAGCAGCAGCAGCAGCGCUGAUGACAGCGAUGGCACAUCCAGCGGAACCACAAGCACUAGCAGCAGCGGCAGCGGUGGUGGCAACGGCAGUAGCAGCAGCGGCGGGACUACCCGCGGGAGCGGCAGUAAGGAAGAGGGGAGCCAGGAGGAGGCAGAGGAGGAGGCGGCGGAGGAGGAGGAGGAGGCGAGCGGGAGCGAGCAGCCAUCUGCCUCCAGCGGCGCCGCCGCCACGAGCAGCAGUGGCAGCGGCGGGCACGGGAGCGGAAGCGUCUCCGAUGCCAGCGCGGACGUCCGUGCUGAAGAGCUUGUGGCGGCGGCGCAUGCUGCAGGGCCGCUGCCUCCGGCUGCCUACGUGACGCCGGCGCCGACGGUCGCGGGGGUACGGACGGCACGCAAGGGCCGCGCGGCAGCUGCAGAUGUAGCAGCGGUCGUGACUGGUGAGGCAGCCGAGCCUUCGCCGUCCACUGGGCUGCAGCAGACCUCCAGCCGCGACGGCAAUAGCAGCAGUAGCAGCGGCGGUUCGCGCAGCAGUGGUAGCAGCAGCAGUAGUAGCAGCAGCGACGAUGACGAUGACGAGGAGGACGGGGACGAAGAUGGGGAGGCGUCAUCGUCGGCAGCGGGCGACACAAUGGAAGCCAGCUCCGACGCUGACGGCGCCGAUGGCGAUGCCGACGGCAGCGCCGGCGCCGAUGCAGAUGGCGACGGCGGAGGGGCGGGUCAGGUCGGCGGGAGUGAUGAGCAGGAGCAGGAUGGCCGCAACGGCGGCGGUGCGCCAUCGCCUGCACCCUCGGGCUCAACGGCCGCACCCUCCGCAUCCGCCGCAAGCUCUAAACCGGCGCCGUCAUCGUCGUUGCCGUCACCUUCUGAAGAGGAGGACAGCAGCAAAGACAGCGGCAGUAGUGACCCCAGCAGCAGUAGCGCCACGAGUAGCGGCGGUAGCGGAGGCAGCGGCAGUGGCUCGGCUGCUCGAGCCGGCGCGGCCCUGGCUGGCGGCCCUGCUACUGCCGCCCAGGCGUACAUUGCGGCUGUAGCAGGACUGCAUGGCAGUGAGGACCUCACGCAGCCGCCCUCGCAGCAGCAGCUGAUGCUACUGCCUCCGCCUCUGGAGCUUGCGGGGGCUGGGAUUGACGCGGUGCCCUCCCGGUCCUCCUCUCCAAGCGGUGACAGCAGCAGUAGCAGCAGUAGCAGCAGCGAUAGUAGUAGCGGACACAGCAGUAGCAGCGACAGCGACAGCCAGGGGCGGUCCUCGCCGCCCGCUGACAGCGAUGGUGAGGCCGCCGCUAGCAAAGGCGCUGCUGCGGACGUGGAAGCGGACGUGCGUGACGCGGCCGAGGGCGAUGCAGGGAAUCCGCAGCAGGCGUGCGGGAAUGGCGCCGCCGCAGCGGGCGCCAGCGCCACCGUCGAUGCGGGUGCUGCUGUGGCGACCCCCACCACACGCCGUGGGCGACAGAAGCCUGCGCCCGCAGCAGGCGGCCGUGCGUCCUCGCCGUGGCUUGCGUUGUCGCUUGCUGCGCUGUCGGCAGACCAGCAGGGCCAGCCGGGUCAGCCGAGUCAGCAGGGCGCGGGUGGCGGCGCCGCCGGAGGCGCGGCAGUGGGCAGCCCCACCGGCGCUGCUACUACAGGAGGCGAGGCAGCGCUGGCAGGCGACGCGGAGGCGGAGGCGGAGGCGGAGGCGGAGGCGGAGGCGGAGGCGGAGGCUGGGGUGGAGCAAGGGGACAAGGGCGGAACCGCCGCUGCCGCCGGCCCGUUCCUGCCGUUCCUACUGCCGGCGACUGCCGCCGCCUCGACAUCUGGUUGCACCGGCGCCACCGGUGAGGGCAGCAUGUGCUUCAGCAUACUGGCGGAGGUGCGAGCAGCUGCCGCCGCCGCGGUCGCCGCCGACGCUGCCACCACGGCUGCCGCCGACACUGCCGCGGCGGCCCCGGCUACUGGCGACACGGAUACUGCUUCUGCCAACGCUGCGGCAGGCAAUUGCGUGUCCGGCGGGGCCGCGGCGGGCGAUGAGGGCGCGGCGCUGCAGCAGGCGCCCGGCGGAAGUGCGCCCAGCCAACAGAUAGACUCCGGUGAAGGCAGUAGCAGCAGCUCAGGCAGCAGCAGCAACUCCGGCAGUAGCAGCGACUCCGGCAGUAGCAGCGACUCUGGCAGCAGCAGUGGUGGCACAGGCAGCAGCGGCGAGGGCGAUGGGGAGCAGGAGAAAUCUCAGGUUGCAGACCCCGACGCAUCAUCAUCAUCAUCAUCAUCAUCAUCAGCAGCAGCAGCAGCAGCAGCAGCAGCAGCAGCAGCAGCAGCAGCAGCAGCAUCUGCUGCAGCGGGGCGUGAGGCUUCGGGUGCCGACGCGUCAUCGGAUCUAGGCGCGGGUACGCGCGGCACAGGUCGCGGCGGCGCUGCUCCUGCUGCUGCUGCCUUGCCGGAGGUGGGUGGCGCCCAAUUUGUGGGGCCGUCGCCGUUGCCACUCGCGCCAUCCCCAGCUGACUCAUACUUACCGGGCCUGGCCAGCCGCCUGCGCAUGCGCACCGCCGCCGCAACCGCCCCCGCAACUGCCGCCGCAACCGCCGCAGCAGCCGCACCUGCAGCGGCCACUGCUGAUGGCGGUGGCGAUGGCGGCGGCGCUGCCACCAGGCCUAUCGGGAGGUCGCUGUUCUCCGGGCUUCGGAAACGGAGCGCUGCCGCUGGGGCGGCUGUGGAGGCGGCUCCUGCCAGUGCUACUGCCGCUGGGGCGGCUGUGGAGGCGGCUCCUGCCAGUGCUACUGCCGCUGCCGCCGUCGGGGGUGCUGCCGCCAAGCGCGCUCGCACUACUGCCGCUGCGGAUGGCGAUGGCGGCAGAAAGCGGAAAGCACUUGCCGCGCUGGAUACAGUGGUAGAAGAAGAGGUAGAGCUGCUGUCGGGUGGAAGCGGUGGCGCAGGCGCCGGCAGGGGCAGCGGCAGCACCAGCGAAAGCGGCGAGCCCGCGGCCAGUACACUCACAAGCGGCGGCAGCGAGAGGGCGAGCGCCAGCGGUAGCAGCGGCAGUAGCAGCGCAACAGCAAGUGACAGCGGGAGCGAUGACGAGGCAGGCGUGGAUGCUGGGCGGGGGCAGCGGGGGCGAGGGCGCAGCCAAGGCCGAGGCAGGGGGCGCGGCCGCGGGCGCGGCCGCGGCGCGAAGAGCGCCACAGACGCCGGCGUGCAAGCAGCGCAGGAGGAGCAUGGUGUUGCAGGCGUCCGCACCUCGCGCGGCGCAAGCCGGGGUAGAGGCCGGGCAGGCGGGGGAGGUGGGCGUGGCGGAGCAGGCGAGGCCACUGCGGCGGCCAAGGCAAACGCGCAGCCAGAGGCAAGGCCUGUGAUCGAGGAGGUGGAUGGAGCGGGAGGCGCAGCCGCCAGCCGGGAUCGGGUGCGGGGCCGGGGCCGGGGCCGGGGCCGCCGGCGUGGGGCGUGAAGAGAACUGGAUUUGCGAUGUUGCGAUGUGAUCAUUGUGCUUUCAGCUGACGGUGUCCAUGUUUUGAAGCGGUCCUCCGGUCAGACAACUAGCUAGGCAACCAGACACUCAGGGAAGGAAUGUAGGGUAGCGCGGGGUAAGCGUGUGUGCAUAACGCCAAAAUGCAGGAUGCUUGGUUCUUGUCAGGUGAUGGCCCCUAGUUGCUACAGGCAUGCUACGCCCGUUGCUUGAGAACGGGUAUGAGCUCGGGAUAUCUCUUGUAUCGGAUAUGCGAUGCGGAUGGGCAGUUUGAUGAGUACAUGAGGAUCUCGAGAGUGCACAGUACACGUGUGAUGCCUUAAGAGUCGC